Tripterygium wilfordii is the source of this 1333-nucleotide messenger RNA. RefSeq names its product cytokinin riboside 5'-monophosphate phosphoribohydrolase LOG5-like. The record is from RefSeq and is a predicted model, not a curated record. Gene Ontology annotation, cellular component: nucleus; cytosol. Gene Ontology annotation, molecular function: hydrolase activity, hydrolyzing N-glycosyl compounds. The transcript is spliced from 7 exons. Gene Ontology annotation, biological process: cytokinin biosynthetic process. Lineage: Eukaryota; Viridiplantae; Streptophyta; Magnoliopsida; Celastrales; Celastraceae. The coding region runs from base 115 to 807 and encodes 230 amino acids.
UUAGCAUCCACAGUGCAACGCACGCGCACCUAACUAACGCUCUCUAGCAGAGGCACAAGUCAAUUUGAUACUUGUAGCAAACAGGUUGUGAACGUAACUUACAGGUAGUGGGAAAUGGAAGGCAAACUUGUGAAGAACUCUAGAUUCAAGAGUGUGUGUGUUUUCUGUGGUAGCAGUACUGGGAACAGGGACUGCUACAGAGAUGCUGCCAUUGAUUUAGCUAAAGAGCUGGUGUCUCGGAGGCUUGAUCUUGUGUAUGGUGGAGGGAGCAUUGGAUUGAUGGGGUUGGUUUCUCAAGCUGUUCACAGAGCUGGUGGACGCGUUCUUGGGAUCAUACCCAGAUCUUUGAUGUCUAAGGAGAUAACUGGUGAAACCGUUGGAGAGGUAAGGCCAGUGGCAGACAUGCAUCAAAGGAAAGCUGAGAUGGCCCGCCACUCUGAUUGCUUCAUUGCCCUACCAGGUGGGUAUGGAACUUUGGAGGAGCUAUUGGAAGUGAUCACUUGGGCUCAACUGGGUAUCCAUGAUAAGCCUGUGGGUUUGCUUAAUGUUGAUGGUUACUACAACUAUCUCCUCACUUUCAUUGACAAAGCUGUGGAUGAUGGCUUCAUCAAGCCUUCCCAGCGUAACAUCUUUGUCUCAGCAACAAACGCCAAAGAACUUGUUCAGAAACUAGAGGAGUAUGUUCCUGUACAUGAUGGAGCCAUAGCAAAGGCUAUGUGGGAAGUUGAGCAGCAGCAACCACCAACACCACCAUUGCAACAGGUGGGGUUCAAUGCUACCACUUUACAGACUAAAAUAGCUCUAUAAAGGCCAGUCCUAACAAAGGUAGAACAUAAAGGAGAUGAAAAGAAAGUUGUUUCCAGGCAUUAUUGCUUUUGGGUAGUCUGAUUUUGAGUCAUGCACCAACCAUUUCAUAAUGGUUUGUGUGGGGUGUAAGUGACUUAUUAGUGAUUAAAGCAUGAACCUUGACAUCCUUUUUUGUUGUGCAUUGUCAAUGAUGAAAGAAGAAAAGUUAGGUUAUGGACUUGGGCAGUUGGGAUUAUCUAUUAACUAUUAAGCUUGUAUUUAGAGCCUUGAAUUAUAUAUAUGUACAAGAAGAAUGGCAUAUAAGGAACAAGAAGAAAAAUCCAAAAUGCGCCAGCUUUAUUCUCAAUGCGACAGUUUUCUUGCUCCGGCAUGCCCCUUCUGUGGCAACCAUUGAAUCUCCCUUCUUUUUCCUAGGUCAUCUGCAAAUUUUACGAAAGUGUUCUGUAAUGAGUUAUGACAUGCAAGUUGCAUCAUUUGGUGUCCUUGAAUUGCUGCUGAUGAAUAUAGGGGACAAGUUGGACUCCUU